GCCCUGUACCAUGUGACCUCUGUGAUCAUUCACAGAUUUCACACGUAGUAAGCAAUGAUGUCAGAAGUGACAUCUUGCUUACUACUCUGCAUGUGAUCGGGACCUCGCACAGAGGUCCCGUCCAAUGAUCGGGUUUCCACUGUGUCCGGAGGACACAGCGGGCACCAGAUCGUGGUGCUGCGAGCUCCCAGGGAGCACGCACAAGCGGGGGGAGCGGAGGCUGUUUAUAAACGGCCACCUGACCUGCACUGCCACCGUCUGGUCGUUUAUAUACAACGGUGGAGGGCAAGUGGUUAAU
Staurois parvus is the source of this 298-nucleotide messenger RNA. The record is from the annotation of a GenBank genome assembly. NCBI's taxonomy places the organism in Eukaryota, Metazoa, Chordata, Amphibia, Anura, Ranidae.